UUUUCCUAAUUUUUCAAUCUUCAAAAAAGAGUUUUGCGAUCGUAGAAGGUACCAUCGGGCUUUCCACCAUUUUCUACGUCGAGACAAAUUCAACCCAGGACUUCUAUAAGAAGACUCGAGACUCGUACAAACAAUACAUGGUUGAUGUCAUGGUUUUGUUUGGAGUUGAACGGAAAGAUGCCGAGACACAAAUGAAUGAAGUAUACCAAUUGGAAAAGCAAAUUGCCAUGAUUUUUAGAACACAGAAUGGACGUCCAACCUCGUCGACAAUCGGCCAACUAUCCAGAUACACAAACUUUGAUUGGUAUUCGUUUCUGACUGCAAUCUCAGCUCAGCAAAGUUAUAAUUUGUCCAACGAUGAUAUUGUUUUGGUGAAGACAAAAAAUAUCUUGAAACACAUCAUGACAUUGAUAGAUGGAAAAGAUCGAGCAGUUCUAUCAAAUUACAUUGCGUGGAUAGUGAUCAAAGACGUGAUACGACAUUUACCAAAUGCUUACCUUGAUGCGCGUCUGAUGCACCAACGACGCAUUCACGGCGAGUCGUACGAGGAUCUUGAGCGAUGGAAUUUCUGUUAUGAACGAACGAUGAGCACAUUUCCGAUGGCCAUUGGCCUGAUGUAUGUUGAUGAAAAAUUACGCCCAGAUGCCAAAGCAAGGGCGAAGGAAAUAUUUGAGGAAAUAAGAAGUGAGUUUUUGAGAGAGCUUGAUGAGCAAACUUGGAUGGAUAACGCUACCAAGAGAAAUGCGAGAAAAAAGGCUGCUGCAUCAAGAAUUCUGGUAGGAUACCCGGACUUUAUUAGGGAUGAAGAAAAGUUGAAUGCAGAAUACGAAGAUAUCCAAGUAAAUCGUAGUGAAUACCUCAAAACAGUUUUCUCAAUAAAAAGAUUGAUCUUCAUGAAAAAAAUCGCCGAAUACAAGAAGCCCGUAGAUAAAUAUGCGUUUUCUCAUUCACCGGCAGAUGUCAAUGCUUACCACUAUAGACAGGAAAACAAAAUCGUUUUCCUCGCUGGAAUAUUAAACCCACCAUACUAUAGCGAUAAAAGUCUCAGAGCAUCAAAUUAUGGAGGAAUUGGCAUGGUAGCUGGUCACGAGUUGACUCAUGGUUUUGACAGCAAUGGUCGUCAUCAUGACAAGGAUGGUAACAGGCGUAAUUGGUGGACGACGAAUUCAUCAAUCGAAUUUAUGAGAAAAAGCAAGUGCUUUGUCGACCAAUAUGGAAAAUUUGAAAUGUUUGGAAAAAAUGUGAACGGAAUGUUAACCCUCGGAGAAACUACUGCGGAUAAUGGGGGUCUAAAAUUUGCUUAUGAGGCGUACAAAAGAUGGGUCGCGAAAAAUGGCGAAGAGCAAAGGCUACCUGGCCUAGAUUACUCGCCACAUCAGCUGUUCUUUGUGUCAUAUGCACAGGGAUGGUGUUCAAAGUAUACUCUGCAAGGUGCUCUCAACCAACUUGAUAACAAAGCCUGGCCACCAAUGAACCUCAGGGUGGAAGGUGCAAUUAUGAACUCCGAGGGAUUUGCAGAGGCAUUCCAGUGUCCCCAAGGGUCACGCAUGAACCCCGAGAAGAAGUGCAGCGUCUGGUGAUGUUAAGGUGGCUCAGCAAUAUUUUUCAAUAGCCGCGAAUCGUGCUUGUUGAUCAAGUAUGCCUUGUUAUUUACUUCUUCAAUUCAUGUCAAGACUUGUACAGCGCCAUGAUGACGAUGAAAAUUCCCCCAUUUUAAACUAUGAUUGCUUCAUUCUAAUUUGUAAAUUUAUUCAAUUUUCCACAUAUUCUGUAUAAACUUCUAUUCCAGCCAACCAAUCAUUAGGUAUCAUUAGCUGAAAGAUGCUGGCAUUGAUAUUUUAAUGAUUUUUUAAUCCAAGACUGUCGUAUCAGGUAUAUAUUAUGAAAUUCACCAAGUUUAAUCAACGUUUUGUAAAUGACGUUUUCCAGAGAAUCAUUCAGCUUGUAAAGAUAUGCAAAAUCCUUUUAUGUUUAUUUUGAACAUUGCAGGAUUGCUGUUUAAAUAUAAAUUAGAAAUUGCAUGUGGUCUCGUUAAAUUGUUGUCAAACACUGAGUUUGCAUAUAUAAAAGUGCGAAGCUAGAAGCGACAAAGACGAUAUUAUUUUAUCACCGUUUCACAAGAAUAUCUCUCAAGCACAGCUUAUGAAAAAAUAU
Dendronephthya gigantea is the source of this 2154-nucleotide messenger RNA. Its product is annotated as neprilysin-like. Gene Ontology annotation, cellular component: plasma membrane. The record is from RefSeq and is a predicted model, not a curated record. The coding region runs from base 138 to 1580 and encodes 480 amino acids. The transcript is spliced from 17 exons. NCBI's taxonomy places the organism in Eukaryota, Metazoa, Cnidaria, Anthozoa, Malacalcyonacea, Nephtheidae. Gene Ontology annotation, molecular function: metalloendopeptidase activity. Gene Ontology annotation, biological process: protein processing.